This is a messenger RNA of Funneliformis caledonium, 1365 nucleotides long. NCBI's taxonomy places the organism in Eukaryota, Fungi, Glomeromycota, Glomeromycetes, Glomerales, Glomeraceae. The record is from the annotation of a GenBank genome assembly.
AUGAGUGAAUUAAGAACUACUGUCGAUCAGGUUGAAUCUUCCGGCACCCAAAAUUUAGAUAUCGAAUCCGCCGAACAUCAUCAUCAUGACGAAGAAACAUUCAAAAAACGUCACAUACUACAUCCAAAAUCAUGGAGAGAAUUCAUAGUUUCCAUACUAAAGAAAGGAAGAGCAAAUUUGUUGCUCAUUUUUUUGGUCCCGGCAAUUGUAUUACCACAUUUUAAUGUCGACAAAUUGAUUACCUUUUUCGUCAGUUUUAUAGCCAUUAUUCCUCUGUCUAAUCUCAUGACUAUUGGUGUAGAAGAUUUAUCGGCGAGAAUGGGACUGGCAUAUGCAUCAGUUCUUCACGCAUUGUCAGGAAACUUUGUAGAACUGGUUAUAGAAUCUUAUGCGUUAAUGGACAAUCAAUUUGCGAUUGUACGAUCCGCUGUAUUAGGAUCAAUUCUUUGUAAUAUCACACUGGUUCUAGGCAUCGCAUUCGUUGCAGGUUCUUGGCCCACGGCCCGUCGUGUUCGUGAAGGAAAGCACUUGCAUACAAAUAUUGAAAUUGAAUCCUUUGUGGACACGUCUUCGUCCAUUUUGGCCUUGGCCGUUCUCGCAUUAAUCACUCCUGCGGCAUUUAAAAUCGCCGCGACUCCCCUUGAUUUACCGGGAGAAAACAAUCUAAUUGAUUGCAAUCUACAAAACAUCAGUCACGCCACGGCCAUCAUACUAAUGAUGGUUUAUAUAGGAUUAUUGGUUUUUCAAUUGAAAACUCACAAAAACGAGGUGGUAGACGUUAAGGAAUUAUCCCAUCUUCAUAAGAAGUAUAAUUGGUUGUUUGAUAUAUUUUUAAUUGUGGGAUCGGUAGCUGGAAUCUCAAUCUGUGCAAAAACCCUGGUUAACAGCAUUGAACAGAUUGCACAUGACUUUCGACUCGGAACUGGUUUCAUUGGAAUAGUACUUUUACCUCUUUGUGUUGUAUCAAAUUUCAUUGAACAUUAUCAGGCUAUCGCAGAGGCAGCCGAAGAUAAAGUAGAUACAGCCAUUAGUUUGAUCCUUAAUACAUCUGUACAAAUGGCACUGUUGAUAACACCAAUCUUGGUGUCAGUUGGAUGGAUUUAUGAAAAACCAUUAACAUUGGACUUUAACGCUUUGGAAAUAUCUGUUUUGGCUUGUGCUGUAUUGAUUGUGAAUUAUCUGGUUGCUGAUAACAAAGCAAACUGGUUAGAAGGGUAUAUGCUUAUAAUAUCAUAUGUGUUGAUAGCUAUAGCAUUCUUUUACUUUCCGAGUACGCAUGUCCCAGAACAACAUGGACAUUGCGACCCUUGGAGUAGAAAUUUACCACCGGUUGAAACGGGAGGGGAAGGGACUGCGGAACAUUAA